UGUUGUGCUGAUGAAAACAAUGUCAAUACGGAUUUGGAGCCAAAGAACGGUCGUAUUUUUAUUAAUAUCAAUGGUAAUCCUAACGAGCGUUGGACAAGCGACUGGCCGAUCUGGCCGUCAAUAUUUUUACGGGUCUUCAGACUCAAAUAUUCCGUUGAGCAGGCGACACUGCAGUAGCGAAAGAAAGGACAAUAUGAAGUUAAGGGAAUUGGCACCGCCAAAGACACGAUUUCUGAACGAUCCGGAAUUACUCUUUCAACGACUGGAUGACUUGGAGUCAGGGGAUCCUAAAAAAAUGUCACCUGGCAAGAAAAAGUCUGAAAACUCCUUCAUUGAUUCCAAGGAUACGGCCGCCGUGACUUUCAAGGAAAUUGUAUCCCAAUUUCCAAGCGAUGCGAAUGCCAGUGCUCUGGAAAAUGAUGAUGAAGAACUCACAAAAGAUGAGGAGGAUCCCUUCGAAUCACUAGCUCAGAUGAAUUUCGAUGAGCAGAACCUUCAACCUAAAGACGAUCGGGAGCAGAGCAGAAGGCAGGGUUUCCAUAUCGGCCACCAACAAGAUGGAAAACCCGCUGUAGCCACCGCCAAUCUGUUGGCCAAAGUCAUUAGCUCUAAUGUUGAUCAAUCUGGAAAGUUCCAGACUUGUCAGGCCACUACGAAUCGUCCGAUGUCCACUAUGAAAAGCUCCACAACUCGUCGGUCAGCGACUAGCACCACAGAACGUAGUCCCACUACCUUCUGUCUGCCGGAACCUUCAUCUGAUCAACAUAAUAACCCCCUGCCUGCGCCUUCAACUCUACCUACUCCCCCUCCAUCUUCUCUUCCACCAUCGUGUCCGCCUUCUGGGAAACUUAGCGGAGAGAGGACAAUGUCCAACAAAUUUUCUACAAAAUCCAAGUCCCCUUCCCCAAAAGGUUUUAAGACGCUGCUGAACACUAUUUUGGCCUCCAAGCAAAAUGCUCUUUCGGUCCUGAAGGCCCUCAAUUACCUGGAGAUGGAGCUAUUAAGUCAGUCAGAAGAUGACGGCUUGGGAUUGGAUUCGGAAAACCUCGUUAAGGAGCAACACCCGAAAAAGACUUUUCAGCGAUUGGGAAAACCAAAGAAUAUCCAUUCCCGAUUGUUCUCCUUUGGAAUACGCCCGGCAAGCCAACAAGAAAGCAUGUACGAUUUGGCACUAGCCAAGGAGGAGGAAAUUAAGUUGGAGGAUCGCGUGUGGGAGGAGCACCAAAAGCAGAUAAAGUUAAAGAGGCCAAUAAAACCAAAAAGGUUUGAGAUCGCUCCGGCGGCCGCUGCACGGCUGGAGCCCUAUCACCAGCCUCAAAAACCACAACAAUCCUUGGAGUCCUUGGAUUCCCAGGAACGAGAAACUCCCGGAGACGACAGGCGCAUUAACCUGGAAGCCUUAAGCGUUGUAGUAAAGCCCAUGUCUUCAUGUCCCAGCAAGGAUACCCACAAUCCGCUAGUGCCUUGGAAUCAAUCCCCAAUACCCAGUGCUGAAAUGAAAGCCAUUCGAGUGCAGGGCCCAAUAGAUAACGAACUGAUUUCAAGCAAAAGAUUUCAGAAAAGGAAAAGAAAGAGGAAAAAACUUAAGUUGUAUGCCCAGAAAAAGGAAGUAGAGGGAAACAAAAUUUCGUCUGGCAUUGCUGGAGUCUUCUAUUAAGUAUUUUUAAUUUUAAUUUAAACAAUUUGUAAAGACAAAUAUAUAUUUUUGAGAAAA
Messenger RNA from Drosophila eugracilis, 1714 nucleotides. RefSeq lists its product as uncharacterized. Bases 11 to 1657 code for a protein of 548 amino acids. The transcript has a single exon. The record is from RefSeq and is a predicted model, not a curated record. Lineage: Eukaryota; Metazoa; Arthropoda; Insecta; Diptera; Drosophilidae.